Messenger RNA from Lactuca saligna, 4732 nucleotides. Lineage: Eukaryota; Viridiplantae; Streptophyta; Magnoliopsida; Asterales; Asteraceae. The record is from the annotation of a GenBank genome assembly.
AUGGUGAUGACCAGGACAGGGCCUUCUUUCCAAGAAGUCGCACUGCGUGUGGGUUCCUGCAAUCUUAAGGCAGACCUUGACCUUGAAAAGUUUGACCCUACCCUCCAUAUAAUUAUUGAGUUUCUAAAAAGUCACCCUAUUCACAAACCCUUGACUAAAUCAAUCGAGUUUCCUUUAAGCAUCAUUCACACAGCAUACUCCAGUGCCAUUUAUGACUCUGAUGAAGAGUACAUCGAGUUCGACAUCAGUAAAGAUAACACUAUCAAACUCUGGAAGGCUGAGUUCCUGGAGGCCAUUGGGCUUCCAGAGAGAAAGGAAAAAAAGACAUUCUAUGAACCCACAAAUGAAGAACUCUUUGAUGUAUUGGAUCAAAUGGGGUAUUUACCUCCAAGGCUUGAAUGGGCCAGAAACUUCUUGAAAGGUAAGCUUCCAGGCAUUUGGCAUUUUUUGGUGCACAUUAUUGUGCGGUGUCUUACAGGAAAGGUUGGAGGAACUAGCACACUAAGUAGGGCUUUUCUUGUACUUCUUUUUGGUAUUUACACUGGGAAGGAAGUGGACUUUGGAACCAUUAUCUGGAAUGAUUUUGCUGGUUGUGUGUUUCCAAGGAAGAAGGAGAUUCCUUGUGCAAGGUUUUGGGCACUUGCACUCCAAAAGUUGCAUACCAAACUGAAUGUUUCAUUACCUGAAGGAGAAGAGAUGUUCACUACUGGUACUGUAUCCGGAUAUGCUAUCCCAGAUCAAGCUGAAUUCGGGAAGGUUGCUCGUCUCCCUGAAGCAAUGCUUCAAUAUAUUGAAAAGAACUCUGAAGUUCUCAUUAGACAUAUAGAGGAAACAGAUCCUCCAGAAACUGGACACCCUAUCCAAUUCGCACAACCAGUUAGGCCUACUGAAGGACAUACUUCAAGUCCUGCACGUAAAAAGCAAAUUGCUUUGAAUGUAAAGAAGACUACUGGUCUUGGAACCAAAAGAAAAUGUGAGAACAUUAUUUCCCCUCAAGCCAAAAGACCUACCAUUGGGUCACAAUCAUCUACCUCUAACAUCUCUUUAUCCUCUGAAGAAGAAGAUGAUGUCUCACAAAAAAAUGGGGAUAUAGCACAUACACCACCCCCUUCCUCUCAAAAGCAGACCCCAGGGAUACACUCACAUAUCAAUCUUGAGGCUACAGAGACAAGUUCUUCUUUCCACACUAUCCAACUUGAGAAGAACUUAUGGGGAUCUCCUGGACAUAAUACUAAGGAUCAAGGACCCCAAGGAAGAGUUUUUGAGCCUAUGCUGAAAUCAAGCUCAAACCCAGGCCAAGAGUCUAGUUCUAUGGCACACCAACCCUUGCAAACAGGGUUCUUUGGAAUUUCCAUUGGUGAGGCAGAGGUGAGAGCGUCAGAGAGUGAGAGUGUAAGGCAAGCAAGAGAUGAACAAGAGAGGCAAAAAAGAGAGCAGAGUGAAAGAGAGGAGAUAUUGAGUGCUGAGCAAGAGAGAUUUUCUCAGAUAUACUACUAUAAUAUAUAUCCGUAUGAGCAAAUGCUAAGAGAGCAGAGAAUAAGAGACGAGAUGGAAAAGGAAGAAUCGAAGAAAGUGAAAGCUGCGAAACAUGCAGAAUAUAGAAAGAAAAGAAAAGAGAUUUUAAUGCAGAAUAAGAGGAAAGAGGAUGAGCUAAAGGCUAAGAUGCAGAGAGAGCAAGAGGAACGAGAGAAAACUGAAGCUCUAAGAGAGGCCGAGGCUAAGAAACAAGAGGAGCGAAAGAAAUUAGUAAGAAUUUUGCGGGAUGAGCAGCUAAAGAGGGAAGAGGAAGAGUGGGCCCGGACUUCUGUCAAACUUCUUAAGCAUGCCAUGUCUUUGGACCCAUCCACAAAGACUGGUAUGGAGUCUGCUCAAGACAUGGAAAAAGACUUUGUGUUUGCUGCUGAUGAUGGACUCAUCCAAGACUCUGAUUCACACUCCAUUAUGGAGACACUCAAACCCUCCAAAUCUACUCUUUUCUUGGCAACUUCAGAAACUGAAAGUCAGGAACUUCCCAACACUCUUCCUACCACAACUGUGGGUACAUCCACACCUCGCAGACGCACUAAAUGGAAGAAGAAGAAGAAGAAGAAAUCCAAAUAUAUCUCCAGGGUGGAGUUUAAUUCCCUCAACCAGAAGCUGUCUCAGGUUCUAGAGGUUGUAAACAAGAUCCCUCCAUCUAAGGAUAAAUUUGUGAGCAAGGAAGAGUUUGGGGAAAUGCAGAAGAUUGUGACAUCCUUAGCCCAAAGGGUUCCUAAUCUUGAGACAAGGGAAAAGACGCUUCGGGAAUCAGUUGUCAAAUCUACUGCAGAUGCUCUGAAGAAAAUGGAGCAGAAGAGGACCAAUGACACAUUUAAGUAUUUGGAUCGGAUGGAUGAGAUGUUGAAAAUGGUGAAGGAAAUUCAACAGUCGUAUGACCACCUCACCAACACUGUGGGCCACCAACAUGGAGAUGAGAUUGUCCGUUUAAGUGAGCAGCUCUGUGAUUAUCGCAACAAAAAUAUAAUUCUUCAGGCUGUUUUGGUUAAAGUAAUACAGUCUGUACAACAACUGCUAAGACCCUGUAAUUUAAGAUUUGAUGAAAUCGUAUUUGCCAUCCAGAAAGUUCAAAAUUCUGUGGAUGUCCUUCCAAAGACUCUGUCCAAUGAUGAGCUAAGCAAACAGGUUCCUCAAUCGUUCCAAAAAGUGUUUGACCUGAUAGACGACUUAAAAGGUUCAAGGUUCGUAGAUGAAGCUGGAGAAGAUGAUAACGUGGUGAUUACAGAAACUUAUCCUUCUCCCAAGAUAGAUGUGGUAUCCAAACCUCAACCACCUCCUCCACCUCCAAACACCACAAUUCCUCCCACUGAAUGUGAGAUUCACGAAUCACCAAAGAUUCCAUCUUCUCCCACUUCAUUUGUCAUGCCUCGUGUCCAAAUCACACCAGAGUUCCCUGAAACCCCCAAAGCUCCCAUCAAUGAUAAAGGCAAAAUGCCUUUGGAGAUUUCUCAAAUGAGUCCGAUGAAAACCUUUCCAGUGUGUGAGAAAGAGAUGAAGGAACACACUAUAACUCUGUGGGUCGAUGACAUCAGACAAUUGAAGGAUGAUGAACUUGUACCCAAACAAACUACAGCUCCUCCCUCCUCCGAUGAAUAUCAGUGGGAUAUACCCAUGUCUCCAAAUGCACGCUAUUAUUCAGUUUUCCCACCACUGCAUCCUCACCUCUCAAGGGAAAUGCAAAUCCCAAUUGAGCUGAACCGACUAGAGGAGUUUUUCAAGGCUCAUGCUCAGCCCCCAAAAGACGUAUGGUCUCUUCGGAGGAUCAUAAGAGUUGUGGGAUAUAAGAAGAGGUCUUUUCAGAAGGAAGACUACUUCAGUUUCGACGUGGUGCGAAGCGAUAACAAAAAAUAUUUCUUCUCCGAAGCCGAUUUUCCUAACCUCAAUCCUAAUGACUUAUACGUGAUUGCCAAACACUUCCAGACCAAACUCCUCACUCAUCAACCUUCCCGAUUUCCUUUUCUCCAAAUCCAGAGAUUUCUAAGGUCUCUGACCUAUGAUCUUGGCAGCAUUGAUGCAGAGCGAUUUGAUAGCUUCGUGGAUAAUCCACCCGAAUAUCUUGAAGGAAUUGAAAACAGACAUCGAGGACCUACCGAGGAUCCUGAACUGGGGAUCAUCUUCUCUAAUGAAAAGGAUAGUCCGAGGCUCUUUUUUAGAUUAAAACAGAAGCAUCGAUGCAAAACGGAGUUCCUUGAAAAGAUGAUAAAUCUUACCUUAAGGUCCAAUGCCUCUGCAGCUUUAAAGGUGAAGAUCAUUGAAGAAUUAGAGUGGUGGGUAGCUGUUCAUAUACGUAUCUUAUCGGCUGAGAUUGGAAGGCAUUCGACCUCACAUCAUGAGUGGGAAGUAUACAGAAUCAAGGAUUUCGACUAACAAGUGAAACAGAAUAUUGUUGAUAAAGUUAGAAGAAGUCGUCUCAUGGGGGUGUAGUAAUGGUGUUUUGUUCUUGAAUCAAGAACAUGGUGAUGGUGGUAUCCUGUUUACUAAUUUUAGUGUUGUUUCUCUUUUGCUACUAUUAAGUAGUCUUUUUGCUCUCUGUCUGGUACAAUAGCAAAAGAGUAAACAUUCUUUGAUGGGAGUGGUUCAUUUCUUGUGGUGUGGUCAUAUAUGUGUGUAUGGGGGUGGGUAAUCAUGGGUUGUUAUUGGUUCAGCAACAGUUGGUGUGGUGGUGGUUGUUACAAUAAUGCAAAUUGUACAGCCCUGGAUUCUAUUGGAUUUGUCUCCCUCCAUAUCUGUAACUGGUGGGAUGUCUAAUGAGUUAUACAACACAAUCACGCAUGUGACAGCCUGACAGGUGGAAUCUAUGAAGGGAGGAGAGCCAAAAGUGGUGGUGAAAUGGAGUCUGCACAAGCUAAAAAUGAAGCAAGCACUCAAAGAUGCUGCCUGGAGCUGUGGUCCCCACUUGAUUUGAAACCUCUGGAUCAAGGGAAACAACAUAUGAGAAAUUGGUGAUAAUCUACGUGGCAAUUUAAUUUUGAUGAAUCGUGUCUUUUAUGUUAUGUGACAUCAUUCCUACAUGGCUGGCAACUUGGAGUUGAACAAAAACUAAAACUUCAGGGACCAAGAAUUCAUCUUCAACAUCACUAUUCACUAGAGUGUAGAGGUGGUGGACGUAAAUAAUGAUGUAUGUGUUUGAGCUCACUCAACCAAAACCAGUUAGUUACUAUUUUCUUUUCUUGCAAGUGGAGCUUGCUGUUACGGC